UGGAGUCUCAUCUCAUGUCCACAACUCACAAAAGCCAAUAUUCACACGGUACACACACUGCUCAUAUCACUAGCAAAACCAUGGAAGAAACACAGCCCCAAAUGCUGGCAUGCUCUCUGAUUCUCCUGUUCUUGCUCUCUGGCCGUUCGUUGGCGUUUAACACCGGAGGUGACGGUGGUGGAAAAAGGUCAGCUUCACCAGAAAUGUCCCAACCUAGUGGGGGUAGUGGAUCAGCUCAUGGUCCUAAUUGGGACUAUAGUUGGGGUUGGGGUUCAAGUCCAGGAGCAGGAUGGGGUUAUGGUUCAGGCUCUGGGAGAUCUCCUAAUGGAUUCGGCAGGGGCUUUGGGUUUGGGUUUGGUUCGGGGAGUGGGUCCGGCAGUGGGUUUGGAUAUGGGUCUGGUGGUGGCGGCGCUCGUGGAGGCGGCUAUGGAGCUGGAACAGGUGCUGGUGGCAACAGGGGAGGCGCAGGUGGUGGAAGUGGUGGCCCUGGUGGGUCGGGUGACAAUGACCACCAUGGGUAAAGAUAGUAAGAAACUAGUACUUGGUGUUUAUAUACAUGUAUCUUUAAGGAAAGUAUGAUGGAGAAGUGUGUUUGAUUUUGAGCUUUAUUUACAUUUUCCAUGUUUUAUAUGUAUCUUAUGUACGAAUACUACUGUUAUAGUGAUAUGAGAUAGAGAGGGGUUCUCCUUUCUUAUACUU
Molecule: messenger RNA, 699 nt
Organism: Ilex paraguariensis (yerba mate)
Lineage: Eukaryota; Viridiplantae; Streptophyta; Magnoliopsida; Aquifoliales; Aquifoliaceae
Source: the annotation of a GenBank genome assembly